Molecule: messenger RNA, 1806 nt
Organism: Aspergillus pseudotamarii
Lineage: Eukaryota; Fungi; Ascomycota; Eurotiomycetes; Eurotiales; Aspergillaceae
Exons: 7
Coding region: 1-1806 (601 amino acids)
Biological process (GO): transmembrane transport
Cellular component (GO): membrane
Molecular function (GO): myo-inositol:proton symporter activity
Source: RefSeq, a predicted model, not a curated record
AUGCCUGAUUUCACUACCAACCGAAAUUCCUGUGCUCCUAGGGUCCGAGGGAGCGAUCAAAAUCACGAAUUCAUCCCAGAGGCAGCCGAACGACUGGAUGAUAAUGUCCCGAGGGAAGAGAUCACCCGACGUGUCACAGAGCUUGUUCUUGCGCAUGAUCCGGUCCAAUUCUACACGUCCGACGCCUCGGAAGACGAAAAGAAGAGCCUUCUCUCCGAGGCAGUGAACAGGUUCAAACAGCCCUUUGCGAUUUGGUGGGUGAGCAUUGUGAAUGCCCUGGCAGCAACGGUCCAGGGGAUGGAUGAAACCGUGAUUAGCGGCGCCCAGCUCUACUUUCUAAAGUACUUUGGCCUCGAAGAUAAUGCCCUUUUGACUGGACUCAUCAAUGCGAGCCCGUAUCUGAUGUGUGCUACUGUGGGCUGUUGGUUAGCCAUUCCAUCGAACCAUUUCCUUGGGCGUCGAGGCACAGUUUUUCUCUGGUCUCUUGUUUCCAUCGGAGCAUCUACAUGGCAGGCAGUUUCCACCUCCUGGCAGUCCUUCCUUGGGUCAAGAUUGUUAUUAGGCGUUUGCAUUGGUGCGAACUCUGCAACGGUUGCUGUCUAUACAGCCGAGUGUGCACCCGCAUCUAUUAGGGGGGGACUGGUCAUGAUGUGGCAAGUCUUUGUUUCCUUCGGUAUUAUGAUGGGGUACAUCAUUAGUGCAGCGUUCGUCCAUGUGCACUAUCCUCUGAAUUGGCGACUCAUGAUCGGGAGUCAAUUAGUUGCGCCGAUCUUCGUUAUUGCCACUGUUUACUUUGGCCCCGAGUCACCAAGGUAUCUUGUGUCACGGCAGCGAUACGCAGCUGCGUUCCGAUCUUUAUUGCGGUUGCGGGCCACAAGGCUCCAGGCUUCCCGAGACCUGUACUAUAUAGUGCAGUCGGUGAAGCUUGAAGAAGACUUGCGGUCGGGACGCACCCUGUUCUCCGAUAUCCGUGAUGUUGUCCAGCAUCCUCGGGUCCGCUAUGCUGCACUAGCAUCCUGGUUCAUUAUGUUCAUGCAAAACUUCUGUGGAAUCAAUGCGAUGACAUAUUAUACGGGCCAAGUCUUUGUCGAUACGGGUGCCACGGCCGUCACCGCUAUUUAUGCGUCCAUCGGUGCCGGUGCUUUGCUUUUCAUUGGUGCUUUACCGGCAAUCAAAUACAUUGACAUCUGGGGCAGACGGCCAUUAUUGAUUUGGUCGCUGGUAUCAAUGGGCGCCUGUACCCUAUGGACAGGUCUCUCGUUCCUUGCGAGUGACCCAAAAACGCGACUGGUUAUGGUAGCCAUCGGAAUUUACCUAUACGAGGCUACCUACGCCCCCGGCCAAGGUGUAGUUCCGUUUGUUUAUGCCAGCGAGGCAUUCCCACUCUAUAUGAGAACAUUGGGAAUGAGCUUUUCAACCGCAACCACCUGGACAUUUAGCUUUGCUCUAACAUUUGCAUGGCCAUCGCAGCUGAAUGCAAUGACAUCGACUGGCGCAUUUUGCUGGUAUUCCGCUUGGUGCUUCGUUGGCGCGACUCUAGCCUAUUUCUUCAUCCCGGAGACACGGGGAAAGAGUCUCGAGGAGCUGGACAUGGUCUUUGCUGUUCCAAUCAGUAUCCACGGAGCAAACAAGCUUCAUCAACUUCGAUAUCGGUUGGGGUUGAGCUCAGAUCGCCCCCGAGACAUGGAGGAUAUCAUACGUGAGAAUGCCUUCAGGCUUUCGGCUUCGCGUGGCGUGAAUGAUGAGGAGAAGAUGGGCGAAGACAUCAAGCAAGUGGAGCACCUUGAACAUAAGAGUGCCCUCUAA